AUGCAACUGUGCAAAGUGAUGAUGGUGACGAGGAUGCUGCUGCUGCUGGAGGUGAUGAUGACGAUGAUGAUGAUGCUGAGGAAGACGGUGAUGAUGAGGACAGUGAAGAAAAAUGAUGAUGAUGAUGGUCCCAGCGCCCUGCUACCUGUCCGUGGGUGUGGGGAGCUGGCACUGGGCUCAGGGUGCGGCCUCUCCCGUGAAGGGUGCACCUUCACGGCCCGGGCCGCCGGCUUCCUUCGCAGUUCGCGGCGCUCCCACGGGGCCUUCACCGGCUCCGAAGGACUCGAUCCCCGACACGCGCCGAGCGCGCAGCCCAGCCUGGUCCGGGACUUCCUCCCUCCCCCCCGCCAGGCCCUCCAGUUGCUUGUACCCUUCCCACACUCCAUUCCCGGCCGCUCUUGGAAGAGCCAGCGAAAGAGCCGGCUCCCGGAGUCCCUGGAAGUCCAAGCCCCGGGGGCGGCCGCCGGCUCCGUACCGCUCGUUCCAAGGGUGCCGGGUGAGGGCGGUGCCCAGACGGGAGGAGACAGACAGGCGGCCGGAGCAGGGACAGACACGGGGACAGGCAGUAACAGAGUGGAAGCGACAGAACGGCUGUCUCUCGGCACCGCGAGGGAUGAGCAAGUGGCCUGCGACCAGAAGCGAGCGCCACAGCGCCCCGGGCGCCCAAAGAGCGAGCGCAACGGCCCCCAGCGGGCGCAGCUGGAACGCCGCUGGGACAGCCUGGUGGCGCGCUCGCUUGCGCGGCUGCCCGCGGCCGCGCGGCCCAAGGAGGCGGCGGUGCAGAGCGGCGCCGGCGACUACUUACUGGGCAUCAAACGGCUGCGACGGCUCUACUGCAACGUGGGCAUCGGCUUCCACCUCCAGGUGCUGCCCGACGGCCGCAUCGGCGGCGUGCACGCCGACACCGGCGACAGCCUGCUGGAGCUAUCGCCCGUGGAGCGGGGCGUGGUGAGCAUCCUCGGCGUCUCCAGCCGUUUCUUCGUGGCCAUGAACAGCAAGGGCAAGCUGUAUGGUUCCCCUUUCUUCACGGAGGAGUGCACGUUUAAGGAAAUUCUCCUUCCUAACAACUACAAUGCCUACGAGUCCCACAAAUCCCCGGGCAUGUUCAUCGCCCUGAGUAAGAACGGGAAGACCAAGAAGGGGAACCGAGUGUCCCCCACCAUGAAGGUCACCCACUUCCUCCCCAGGCUGUGA
Molecule: messenger RNA, 1194 nt
Organism: Orycteropus afer afer
Lineage: Eukaryota; Metazoa; Chordata; Mammalia; Tubulidentata; Orycteropodidae
Source: RefSeq, a predicted model, not a curated record